UGAGUGACAGAGCAAGAUUCUAUUUCCAAAAAAAAAAGUCACUAAGGACCCGCCAGCAUGGGCCAUGAUCGCACCAAAACCGUGAAGAAGGCGGCCCGGGUCAUCAUAGAAAAGUACUACACGCGCCUGGGCAACAACUUCCGUACAAACAAGCGCAUGUGUCAGGAGACUGCCAUUAUCCCUAGCAAGAAGCUCUGCAACAAGAUGGCAGACUAUGUCGCGCAUCUGAUGAAGCGGAUUCAGAGAGGCCCAGCAAGAGGUAUCUCUAUCAAGCUGCAGGAGGAGGAGAGAGAAAGGAAAGACAAUUGCGUUCCUGAGGUCUCAGCCCUGGAUCAGGAGAUCAUUGAAGUAGAUCCUGACACAAAGGAAACGCUGAAGCUUUUGGAUUUUGGCAGUCUGUCCAACCUGCAGGUCACUCAGCUUACAACUGGGAUGAAUUUCAAAAUGCCUUAGGGACCUGUUUGAAUCUUUUCUGCAAUGCUGUAUUAUUCUCAAUAAACUUAGGACAACAGCCAAAAAAAAAAAAAGAUAAUCAAAAUGCUCUAAUGGUAUACUUCAAAAAUCAAACACCAAAAAAGAAAAA
Molecule: messenger RNA, 583 nt
Organism: Sapajus apella (tufted capuchin)
Lineage: Eukaryota; Metazoa; Chordata; Mammalia; Primates; Cebidae
Product: 40S ribosomal protein S17-like
Exons: 1
Coding region: 58-453 (131 amino acids)
Biological process (GO): translation
Cellular component (GO): ribosome
Molecular function (GO): structural constituent of ribosome
Source: RefSeq, a predicted model, not a curated record